UACAAGAAUUCCUAGCUUUCUUCACGCUUAAUAAGUAGCAUUUAAAGGUCACUGCAAGAUGGCUUCGGAAAAGGUUGGAAUCAUUGGCAGCGGCCUGAUUGGUCGAUCAUGGGCCAUGCUGUUCGCUGGCGCCGGCUAUCACGUAGCAAUCUUCGACGUAGAUCAGAGUCGCAUUCCUGAAGCGUUGCAGGACAUUCGCCAACAGCUCGAGACUCUUCAAGAGAUGGGCAUGCUCAGAGGUACGCUUAAGGCUUCAGAGCAGGCCGGUCUAAUAAAGGGCGUAGCUACCCUUGAAGAGGCUCUUAAAGAUGCUGUUUACGUCCAGGAAUGCGUCUUCGAAGAUGUCGAACUUAAAAAAAUGAUCUUCAAGGAAUUUGAUGGUCUUGUCGACAAUAAGACGAUUUUGGCCUCCUCAACUAGCUGUUUCCCUGCAUCGAGCUUCACUGAAAAUCUCGUUCACCGUAGUCAAUGCCUAGUCGCGCAUCCGGUCAACCCGCCGUACUAUGUUCCACUUGUUGAAAUCGUCCCAGCACCCUGGACCAACGCUAAGGUAACAGCUGCCGCGAGAGCUAUUCAAGAGCGGAUAGGGCAGAGCCCGGUCGUAUUGAACAAGGAAAUUGCUGGAUUCGUACUUAACCGAGUGCAAUACGCUAUCCUGAACGAAUGCUGGAACCUGGUAGAAGAUGGGGUUCUUUCGGUACGCGACGUUGACUCUGUUAUGAGUGACGGUCUCGGAAUGCGAUACGCCUUCCUAGGUCCUCUCGAAACGGCCCACCUUAACGCUGAGGGGACGCAGGAAUAUUUCCAGAAGUACGCCCAGGGUAUUAUUCGUGUGUCGAACACGUUUAAGGGCACCCCUACCUACUGCCAAGAAACGAUCAAUAAGGUCGACAAGUUACUCACUGAUAAGAUGCCGUUAAAGGAUUUGCCUUACUGGAGGAAGUGGAGGGACACCCGCCUUGCCGCAUUGGCUAAACUUAAGCGAGAUUCUACACUCGCCGAUAAGGCUAACGGGUGGGAAACGGAACGAAGGCGGAAAACACAUUAGAGAUGCCACCUCUCGCGGGCUGAACAGCCGGAGACCCAAUGCUGGAACAAAGCAAAUAGAAACGAUCACUAGCGAGCCAUUAGGUUCAUAAUUAAAAAAUU
Varroa destructor (honeybee mite) is the source of this 1149-nucleotide messenger RNA. RefSeq names its product beta Hydroxy acid dehydrogenase 1 (gene Had1). The record is from RefSeq and is a predicted model, not a curated record. Gene Ontology annotation, biological process: fatty acid metabolic process. Gene Ontology annotation, molecular function: L-gulonate 3-dehydrogenase activity; NAD+ binding. NCBI's taxonomy places the organism in Eukaryota, Metazoa, Arthropoda, Arachnida, Mesostigmata, Varroidae.